CGGCUAUAAAAAGAAGCUGCAGGUUGGUCAGUUGUCACAGCACAGAAGCGAAAGCGGUAAAGUUGCCAACUACAGUUAGUUAUCCUUUUGCGUCGCCGAAAAUAUUCGAUGAAUCUGUCUAGCCUUUUCCUUCUGGCCCUCGUGGCAUCCGUUGCUAUCUGCUCCGGAUCUGCCCACAGAAUAAGCCGGCCAGUGUCUCCAAAGGAGCCGUGUCAUGCCACUACCACCGCUCCACCAUGUGAGACAAUAACCACCACUACAACAACCCCAGAGCAGCCACCCUGUGAGCCGACAACCACUACAACACCAAAGCCCGAUGAGCCAAUAGAGCCGACAACCACCACAACACCUCCUCCAUGUGAGACGACGACCACUACCACUACGACAACAACCACUACAACGACAACCACUACCACAACUACAACAACCACAACCACAACUACAACAACCACAACUACAACAACCACGUCUACACCUCCAUGUGAGACGACAACCACUACAACGACAACCACUACCACUACAACGACAACCACUACCACAACUACAACAACCACAACUACAACUACAACAACCACGACUACAACAACCACGACUACACCUCCAUGUGAGACGACAACCACUACAACGACAACCACUACCACUACAACGACAACCACUACCACAACUACAACAACCACAACCACAACUACAACUACAACAACCACGUCUACACCUCCAUGUGAGACGACAACCACUACAACGACAACCACUACCACUACAACGACAACCACUACCACAACUACAACAACCACAACUACAACUACCACGACUACAACAACCACAACUACUACAACAACCACGACAACAACAACGACAACAACCCCGGAACAGCCAGACUGUGAGCCAACAACCACAACAACCCCAAAACCAGAUGAGCUCCCCUGUGAGCCAACAACCACUACAACACCAGAGCCAGAAGAGCCAACCACCACCACAACACCGCCUCCUUGUGAGACGACAACCACUACCACUACGACAACCACCACUACGACAACAACCACUACAACAACCACUACAACGACAACCACUACCACAACUACAACAACAACAACCACUACAACAACGACCACGACAACAACAACCACCACAACAACCACAACAACGACAACCCCAGAACAGCCACCCUGUGAGCCAACAACCACUACAACUCCAAAAUCAGAUGAGUCCCCCUGUGAGCCAAUAACCACCACAACACCAACCCCAGAUCAGCCUCCAAAUGAGCCAACAACUACCACAACCCCACCUCCAUGUGAGACAACAACAACAACAACCACUACGACAACGACAACAACCACUACAACAACCACUACAACAACCACUACAACGACAACUACUACCACAACAACCACAACUACAACAACCACUACCACAACAACCACAACCACAACAACCACAACUACAACAACCACAACAACUACAACAACCACAGAACAGCCACCAUGUGAGCCAACAACCACCACAACACCAAAACCAGAUGAGCCCCCUUGUGAGCCAACAACCACCACAACACCAACCCCAGAACAGCCACCCUGUGAGCCAACAACUACCACAACACGACCUCCUUGUGAGACAACAACCACUACCACUACGACAACAACCACUACGACAACAACCACUACGACAACAACCACUACGACGACAACCACUACUACAACCACAACAACAACAACUCCAGAACAGCCACCUUGUGAGCCAACUACCACAACACCAACUCCCUGUGGUAGAACCACUCCUCCCCCUAAAGCUCCCUGCACCCGCACCACAACUUCUGCACCACCUUGUGAAGAGACAACCACACCGGCCUGUGAUACCAAAGGUGAUGAGAGUACUUCCGGUAAGCAGACAACCAAGCCAGCUAAGAAUAGCAUUGCUAAGCCAAGCAGCACCAUCAAAGCCACCGUCUCAAUCGGAACCAGUGCCAUGUGCGCUAACCGCGCCGAAGGAACCAUAAUCCAGGACCCGAAUCAUUGCAGGAGGUACUAUGAGUGCCGCGGCGGACGUCGCCUGUUGCGCAAGUGCCGUUCUGGUUUGUGGUACGACUCGGAGGCCGGAGAGUGCCUGCCACGCAGUGAGGUCCUGAACUGCCCGGCUCAACGUAACUAAAACCCUUUUGCCCCCUUCAGUCAACUGGAAUGGGGCCAGAGCUUGCAUUGUUCCUUGCUAUCCGUAACCAACAGUAACCACCUACUCAAUAAACAGCAUAUUAAUCACAACCAAGACCAUA
Drosophila subpulchrella is the source of this 2263-nucleotide messenger RNA. Its product is annotated as mucin-2. Bases 109 to 2142 code for a protein of 677 amino acids. The record is from RefSeq and is a predicted model, not a curated record. Gene Ontology annotation, molecular function: chitin binding. The transcript is spliced from 2 exons. NCBI's taxonomy places the organism in Eukaryota, Metazoa, Arthropoda, Insecta, Diptera, Drosophilidae. Gene Ontology annotation, cellular component: extracellular region.